UCCGCUAUGGGAAACAUCAUGUCGCAAUCUUUUGCCCCCGAGUGUACCGACGCCAAAUUGAAGUAUGACGAGUGCUUCAACAGGUGGUACACGGAGGAAUUUUUGAAAGGCAAGUCUCUCCACAAUGAAUGCACAGACCUUUGGGAUGACUAUAUCACAUGCGUAAACACAGCCUUGGCCGCUCACAAGAUCAAGCCAAUGUUGGACCAGGCAAGAAAAGAUCAACCAUUUUCCAAAGAGUUUGAAUCUGAUGAAAAGAAGUAAACAGCCUGAUAGAUCAGCACGACUCCCUUGACAACUGCUUUCUUUCAGUGUCUUUUAGCGAUUUAAACAAAUUCCAAACUUUGAGUCUUAGAAGAUGAUCUCUACCAGACAUUUCCCCAGAGCAUACAAAUAUAUAGACAUCCAAGUAUGAUACUUGUAAAUAGACAGAUUUCUUGAAUACAUUAGUAGAAUGUUCAAAAGCGCUUUUUAUUCAUGUCCGAAGC
This is a messenger RNA of Metschnikowia bicuspidata var. bicuspidata NRRL YB-4993, 488 nucleotides long. RefSeq lists its product as uncharacterized. The transcript has a single exon. Bases 19 to 264 code for a protein of 81 amino acids. Lineage: Eukaryota; Fungi; Ascomycota; Pichiomycetes; Serinales; Metschnikowiaceae. The record is from RefSeq and is a predicted model, not a curated record.